UCCCUUGUCACCAAAAUGGCUGCUUAACUCCCGUGUAAACAUUCCAUGAAACGUAAUGACACAAAAAAGGAAAAUUCAGUACUAAUGGAUCCUUUCCUGUACUGAAACGACAUGGAGACCCAGUUAAAGUCUGCGAGGGGCAGAUCUUUACCAAGGAGUGUGGGCAGACAAGUUGGUGUGCUACCGAUCGAGGCACGACACCCUGUUGGAAACAGAAUACCACAGAAUACUACUAGUCACUUGAGUAAGAUUGUACGAAAAACACCAACAUCUCGAGCAGGCUCUAACACCUCAUGUAGAAGUCUUUCAAGCAGGUGUAAAGUUCGUCUAACUAAUGAUAAAGUGGACAUUUUGGAUGAGCAAGAAACUCAGUCUUCUGCAUCAAAUUCUUGCAAAGAUGAGGGAAACAAUGAAAAAGUUCCACAGAAAUUCCUAAGCCCAAAAGAGAUACUUGAUCUGUGCCAGGAAAAUGACUUCUACAGAGUGUAUGAAAUUGAUUUGCAUGGAAUGUCACUGGCAGAAGUUCCUGAUCUAGAAAAGUUUCGGAAACUACGCGUAGCAGACUUAUCAGGCAACCAUAUUAGUAGGAUAUGUAACCUGGAAUUCACACAGGACCUGAGAGAACUCAAAUUAUAUGACAACCACAUUAUCAAAAUUGAAGGACUUGACAGUUUAAAAGAAGUCUGCAGUUUACAGUUGCAGUACAAUCAGAUCGAAACAGUUGGAAAGGGUCUAGCUAACCUUAAGAAACUUCAAAGCCUUCGUCUUGACAACAAUCGAAUUACAAAACUAGAGGCCAGUGAUCUGCUACCUUGUGUACAGAUCACAAUGCUAGACCUCAGCAACAACUACCUUGACUGUCUUACAGCUUUGACGUAUCUGUCGAACCUGGAGGAGCUGUAUGUCUCGAGGAACCGCUUGAAAAAGCUGACCGAUCUUCAUCGAUGUAAACAUCUGCAGGAACUGGACCUGUCCAGAAAUCAACUCACAGAUCUGAGUGGCAUAUCAGACCUAGUUAGUGUUCAGAUUCUGGAUGUGUCGGAAAACCAGCUGACAACACUCUCAUCUCUUGGGAAAUUGAAGUCUCUGGAGGAGCUGAACGUGAGCGGCAACCGAGUGAGCGACCUAAGUGGCUGGGAUGCCGCCUUCCCCAGACUCCAGAUCCUGAACCUGUGCAACAACAGAGUGGAGGCCUGGCAGCAGGUGUGUCUCCUGAAGGGACUGCCGGACCUCGUCGAGCUCUACCUCGCCGGUAACCCCUUCACCCUCGAGGGCGGAGAGCGCCCCACCUACCACGUAGACAUCCAGACUGUGGUGCCAUCGCUGGAGAUCAUUGAUGGCGCUCACUUGAAACCUAUGACAGGCAAUGCAGGAACACCGCUGAUGCGCCCGAUGACAGCGUCAAGCAUGCUGAGCGUUCGGCAAGUGGAGGCACAAGUGAAGGCGGUUCUGGAGGAACAGGAAUCGAUGGAACGAAUGUUAGAGAAGAGGUUUGCGAGUCUCAAGGCAGUGUUUGACACCCUCCCGGCACACCGUCCACCCGUCAAGAGCUACCCGACACCACAGGACUCUUCCUCCCCGGCGCCGUCCAGCCGCUGCAGGAGCCAUGCCAGGAUACGAGAAGCACAGGCUUUCGCACAGAGUAUCCCGGAUGUGGAGUAGACGUAGCUUCAAGAGAAACCAAAGUUCAAGGACGUCGACUGGACAAAAGGGAGGGAACUGUUGUCGGCAGCCUGGCUGCACUGAAACCUCCAUUGUGUGUGAACGUCUGCCGCCACACAAAACACCUUCAUUCAUUUCUUCCGUGAGCGUGCCCAUUCUCGCGCACAUGCAAGUUCACCAAACCUUCAGGAUCAGGGUGGCCAUUUUUCAGGGACCUGUCCCCGCUUGGAGCAGCCAUCUGACAGUGAUGACCCUUCACCUGUCAGUGUGAGGGUCAUCCCACGGUCUGUGUGCUGCAGUCAACUAUUCUCAGUUUUGUCUUCAUCCUCAUCCUCUUUUUCUUCCACUUUCAUUGUCCGCUUUUUCAAUGUGAAGAGGUUUCAUUCAAGCAUAAUAUCUCAUCUCGAUGUAAAUACAUCAUCACGAAUUAAGGGUAUGGCAUUGACAAAAAUGUAAAUUAUUCAGUGAUAAAUAUUUAGACAUGAUAAAGGUUAGUUGUUGGGUUUUUUUUUGUUUUUUUUUUAGACAAAUCGGUUCAUUGCGUAUGUUAAACUUCUGUGGGGAUGAGAAAACAUUUCGUUUUUGUAUAAUAUUUAUGUAAAUGGAUUUUCUUCAUGUCCCUUCCUUGUGUAUAGUAGAUUUCCGUGGCAACGAAUAAACGUUUUAUUUGUAUAA
This is a messenger RNA of Pomacea canaliculata, 2337 nucleotides long. Its product is annotated as protein phosphatase 1 regulatory subunit 7-like. The transcript is spliced from 16 exons. Gene Ontology annotation, molecular function: protein binding. The coding region runs from base 112 to 1662 and encodes 516 amino acids. The record is from RefSeq and is a predicted model, not a curated record. Lineage: Eukaryota; Metazoa; Mollusca; Gastropoda; Architaenioglossa; Ampullariidae.